This is a messenger RNA of Sphaeramia orbicularis (orbiculate cardinalfish), 6237 nucleotides long. Its product is annotated as highly reducing polyketide synthase PKS6-like. NCBI's taxonomy places the organism in Eukaryota, Metazoa, Chordata, Actinopteri, Kurtiformes, Apogonidae. The transcript is spliced from 6 exons. Gene Ontology annotation, molecular function: 3-oxoacyl-[acyl-carrier-protein] synthase activity. The record is from RefSeq and is a predicted model, not a curated record. The coding region runs from base 1 to 6237 and encodes 2078 amino acids. Gene Ontology annotation, biological process: fatty acid biosynthetic process.
AUGGAGGAAUCAGAAGAUGACAUAGCAGUUAUUGGGAUUGGAUGCAACUUCCCUGGAGGUGAAGGGAUAGACAAUUUUUGGAGGAUUCUCUCGGAGGGAAGGAACUGUGUAACCGAUAUUCCAGCAGAAAGGUUUGAUUCCAGUUUUUGGUAUGACCCUGACGAUAGCAAACCUGGGAAGACUCAGACGAACAAAGCCGCUCUCAUAGAUGGGUUUAAUGAGUUUGAUCACAAAUUUUUUGGCAUCACUAAAGUGGAGGCAGACUGCAUGGACCCCCAGCAGAAACUCCUCCUCCAGUGUGCGUACAGGGCACUCGAGGAUGCUGGGAUAUCUAUGGAGAGCAUAAGUGGAAGCAGAACUGGAGUCAUAAUAGGUCUUAUGAACAGGGAUUACGAGAUGCUCAUAAGUGACAACCCUACCACAAUAAGCCACUACAACGCCACUGGAACAGCCACGAGUGUUGCAGCCAACAGGAUCUCCUUCACCUUUAAUCUAACUGGUCCUUCUUUUGCCAUCGAUAGUGCUUGUUCCUCAUCUCUGGUGGCCUUACAUUUGGCCUGUCAGGCUAUAAAGCAAGGAGACUGUGAAAUGGUUUUGUGUGGUGGAGUCAGCUGUAUCAUAGAGCCCAGAGUGUUUGUUGCUCUCAGCAAAGCCAAGAUGAUCUCACCUGAUGGGACUAGCAAGCCUUUUUCCAUCAGUGCUGAUGGAUAUGGUAGAGGUGAGGGCUGUGGGAUACUUCUUCUGAAGCGACUCAAAAAUGCUGUAAGUGACUGCAACAAAAUAUGGGGUGUCAUCAGCAAAACAGCAGUGAACCAAGAUGGGCGUUCAGUCACUCCCAUCACCAAACCCUCCAUGGCACAACAAGAAGAACUGCUGCGCCAAAUCUACACAGUGUCUGACCUUGCAGAUGUCCAGUACAUCGAGGCACAUGGGACUGGAACUGGAAUAGGAGAUCCAUUUGAGGCACAGAGCAUCUCAAACGUAAUUGCUAAAGUCAGACCUUCAGGUUUAAGGACACUCCGGAUUGGCUCUGUAAAAGGAAACAUUGGACACACAGAAUCUGCAGCUGGAGUUGCCGGACUUAUUAAGGUACUCUUAAUGAUGAAGAAUAAAACUAUUGUUCCCUCAGUUUUCUACUCUGAGGACAAAGCCAGCAUAGAUACAAAAUCUCUGAAUUUAGCCAUCCCAACUGAAGCUGAAAGAUGGGAGACAAAUGAAUGUUCAGAAAUGGUAGCUGGAAUUAACAGCUUUGGGUUUGGAGGCACCAAUGCACAUGCUAUUCUAAAAGAGUAUAAACAGAAAACAAAUCCCACAAAGACCCCAAAAUGCUGUCCAAAAUUAUUUGUAAUAUCUGCAGUAUCACAAAAAUCAUUGAAUUUAUCUAUCAGUGACACUCAACAAAGGCUUUGCAGCAAUAAUACAAUUGACUUGGAAGCACUCUCAUACACCUCGGCAUGUGGAAGGAGUCAUUCAAGACACAAAUAUAGGAAAGUUUUCUUAACGUCUUCCCACUCAGACUUACAGUGUCAGUUAGCAUCUGCAUCAAAGAUUGAGCCAACAAAGGCAGACAUGAAGGUGGUGUUUGUAUUCUGCGGUAAUGGAGUUGCAUACAGUGGCAUGUGUAAGCAUCUCAUGAGAAACGAAGUGCAUUUUAGAGAUAAGAUCACUGAAAUUGACAGUCUUUUCAAGAGAUACACUAGCAUCAGUAUUAGUCAGAAGCUUGCUGGUAACUAUGAAGAGGAAGAUCUUACUAAACCACAUGUUGUCCAGCCUCUUCUUUUUGCAAUUCAGGUUGGCAUUGCCACACUCCUAAAACAGUGGGGAGUCAAACCUGAUGCAGUGCUUGGACAUUCUAUCGGAGAGGUUGCUGCUGCUCACUGUUCUGGUCUCUUGUCUCUUGAGGAUGCUGUGAAAGUGAUACACCACCGAAGUGCCCUUCAGAGUAAGGUUACAGGUGGAAAAAUGCUUGUUGUUAGUAAUGUGGAUGUAGAAAAUGUCUUAAAAAUCAGUACAGAGUUCAGUGGGAAAAUCUGUGUAGCCGCUUUCAACAGCCCUCAGUCUUGCACUUUGUCAGGACAUGAAGAUGCUAUAGACACCCUGCACCAGAGGCUAGGGAUCAUGUUUGCUGAUAAAAAUGUCUUUCUACAUGUUUUAGAUGUACCAACAGCGCACCAUAGCCAUAUGAUGGAUCCUAUUCUAGAUGAGAUUGAGAAGAGUAUUGAUUCUUUACAUGCCAGUAACAUGGAGUGCAAACUUUUUUCAACAGUGACAGGUGAAAGGCAUUCGGCAGGUAACUUUUGUACAGGAAGCUACUGGGCAAGGAAUGUUCGUGAACCUGUUUUGUUUGAGCAAACACUGCAUGCUGUCAGCAAGGACAUGCAGUCUGCAAAAAAUGUAGUGUUUGUUGAGAUUGCUCCUCGUAGGGCUCUUCACAGGAACAUAAAGGAAACUCUGGGAAAUGACAGUAUAAUUCUCUCUUCUGUUCAACCAGAGAAAGAUUAUGAAACGAUGUUGUUCACAGUGGCAAAAUUGUUUGAAAAGGGCAUCAAUUUGAACUGGAAUUUGCUUUACAAAGGUUGUGAAACUAUACCCACAAAAUUUCCAGUCUAUCAAUUUGAUAAUGUAAAAAAUGAAUUGAGUUUUGAAGUUUUAAGGAAAGGCAAUGAGUCAUUUGUUUCUUCUUCCCAUUCACUCAUAACCCACAUGACACAAAACAGGCAGAAUGUGUACAACCUCACAAGAGAGACUCUACCAUAUAUUUGGGAGCAUAAAAAUAAUGGUGUUUCUAUUGUGCCAGGUUCGUUUUAUGUUGAACUAGCCUAUGCCUCUUUAAUGGCAAGUUUAAGGCCAAAAAAGCCCAUCUCUUUGCUCCAGCUCAGUAUAAGAUUUCAGAAUCUGCUUGCCCUCAGCUCAAACUCUCAUCAGUUAAAUGUGACACUUGGUCAUGCAGAGAAUGAAACAACAUUCAAAAUACAGUCGACAAUUGCAACUCAUGCAUCUGGUACUUACAGGUGUACCGAUGACCAGCCAUUAAUAGAGGAACCAUGCAUUUGUCUUAGCAUGAUCUCUAAAAGAUGCAAAUCAGUUAUUCAGAGUCAAGAUGUUUAUUUGUUUCUUUCUAAAGCAGGAUUUGAGUAUGGUUCUAUUUUCAAACAUCUCAAUGAUGUUCAUUUUGGGGAUGAAUUCAAAGAGGCCAUAACAACAGUUAAGGUCCCAGGUGAACUCUUGAAACACCUACAUGACUGUUUCAUUCACCCUGUGCUACUCGAUUAUUUCCUGCAAAUGACAGCUGUGGUAGCUCUCAAGCAGCUCUCAGUCAAGAAGGCAUUCCCCUCAGCUAUUGGCAGUGUAGUGAUUUCAGCCCCCCUGCAGGAGCAUAUGGUCAUGUACUUACGAGCAGCCCAAGAAACACCAGACUUCAUUGAAGUAUGUGGUUGCUUCUCCAACAUAGAGGGGAAAGUAUUGGUGGAACUUACAGGAGUGAGGAUCUCAUUUCUAGACCAUUGCACAAAUGUUCCUCAGUCACUGUUUUUUCAUAAUGAAGUGAUCCCAAUUGCUGAAGUGCCGUACCUGCCGAGCAAAAUAAAAGCAAUCAUUUUUGAGGAUGAACUUGGCGUUACUAAAGCACUUAGACCAUACAUACACCCAGAGUCAAUCACAGUUGGAAGAGGAGAGCAUUGGACCUCAGUUCAACUUCAAGAUUUAGUGUUGAAAUCACUUAAAUCUAGAGAGGAUUUUAAAGAUGUUCUAUUCAUUUGGGGUGUAGAGGAUCUUGGUCUCAUGACAGCUGAGAAGAUGUUAGAAUUAUUGGUUAAUGUCUGUGUACUCUUUCAACACGUUGUUUUAGCCUUGAAAGAAAGCCAAUGUUCUUGCACAGUCCGUGUCAUAACAUAUAGAUCAACUGAGGUGACUGUAAACUAUAUUAGUCCCAGUUUUACCUUAUCUGGUUUGACAAGGGCUUGUGCAGUAGAGAUGACAGGACUCUCUUUUCAGCUGAUUGACCUUGCAUCUCUUACCAGUGAAAACACCAAAGCAGCAGUUCAUGUAAUCAACAACUGCAAACAACAAGAGGUUAUCAUCAACAAAGGGCAGAUAUUCACACCAAAAAUUGCACGGACUCCCACAAAGGACAGUGAUUCAUUUGAGGGUAAAGUGCAAACUGUGUAUCCUACAGACUUUGUUCUUCAGACUAGUGAUCCAUAUAAAAUGACAGACUUAUCUGCCAAACGCUGUGUCACAAAUGAAAAUGUUGUCCUAGAUCCAGGAUCAGUUGAGGUUCAACUUACAAAUGUAUGCGUUCAUUCAGCUGAUUACUUCCCUGUCAGCACCUCACAUUUGAAGUAUGGCCAAACGUUGUAUUGGAACAGACAUACAUCACAGAAUCACAAACUUGUGGCUUUAGAUUUCAGUGGCAUUGUCACGACUGUUGGAAGAAAUGUUCAGAAUCUCAAAGAAGGCGAUCAUAUUGCUUCAUGUUACCCAGUAGCAUCCACAUCAAAAAUUAUAAUUCCUGAAGCUGUGUGCUACAACACAAAGAGACUCCCAUUUCUAAAGGAGAAUCCAUGCAUGUCAUAUUUCAUACUUGCAUGGGAGAUUCUGCAUAGGAAGCUUUCUGUAGUAAAGCAACAACAUAAAAAGCUAGGUAUAAUCUCCUCAAGCCCAGCCUCUGCUCUGAUGAAGGUCUUAGCUCUGACAGCAAAUCGAUUAGGCUGGAAUGUUUCAUCUUUUCACCAUUUCAGAGUAGAGCUACCACAUUUUGACAAGAGCCAUGCACUUGUAUUUCUGCCCCCAUUUGACCACUGUUGCUGGGAGGAACAUGAUAAUGGCGUGCAUGGAAGACAUGUUGUUUUUGUGUGCACCAAUCACAUGUCUUCACACUCAUCAAAGAUAUUUGCAUCAAAGAGUGAGAACAUGCAUGUACAUGAAGUUCAUGUGGUUGAUGUUCUCCAAAAAGCCAAUCUUCGAGCACAGAGCAGAAAUAUCUUCAACUGGCUGACGUCAUUAGGGUUUGGUAUAGAAUCUCUACCUCUAAAAAGGGAGACAUUUCAGUCAAACGCUAAAGAACCCAACAGCGAUAGAGAUGCCAAGUCGUACUUCACUACAAAGAUAGUGCAGCAAGUGGUUUUAGACCACAGAGAGUCAAACUGCCCAAAGUCUGACAUUCGUCUACUCUCAAGGCCUAGACAACUUUUUAAACAGAGCUGUGUUUACAUUGUAACUGGAGGGUGUUCUGGAUUAGGAUCAGAGACAGUGAAGUUUAUUGCUCAAAAUGGAGGAGGUUGUAUUGUAACAUUGUCCAGAAGUAUUCCUACAGAUAAGAUGCAGUUAGAAAUGGAACACCUCCAGGAAAGAUAUGGUGUGAAGGUCAUGAAUCUGCAAUGUGAUGUAUCAGUUUCAGCACAGGUGGUAAAUGCGAUCUCACAGAUUGAAGAGAGAUUCUCUUCUUGGCCAGUUAAAGGAGUAUUCCACAGUGCUGCGGUAUUGCAUGAUGCCCUGAUUGAAACACUUGAUUGGUUUCUCUUCCAAAAGGUGAUGAAGCCUAAAGUGGGUGGUGUUCUAAAUCUUCAUUAUGCCACGCUUCACUACAAGCUUGACUACUUUGUGUGCUACUCAUCUAUCUCUUCAUUCAUUGGCAAUGCUUCACAAUGUAACUAUGCAGCAGCCAAUUCUUUCCUAGACAUGUUCUGUCACUAUCGGAGAAACAUUGGGCUUGUUGGACAGUGUAUCAACUGGGGCCCUUUGAACCUUGGCCUCCUGUUAAACAAAAAACAUUUCCAAAAGUUCCUGGAGGCAAAAGGGAUGAUGACAAUGGAUGUGUGGGAGGUACAUGAGGCACUGAGAAUGUGUCUCAUGAUGAACAGACCACAACAAGUCAUAUGCAAGUUCAACUUUAAAAAUCUUCAUAUUCACGUUCUUUCACAAAAUAUGUCUCUCAGAGAACGACUGUCAGCUUUGGUUCAAACUGAGCUAGAAGAUGUAAGUAAUGAGUGUAGGAGUCAGAACUUUUCUUCCACAACUCAAACUUUGAGAGCAAUUAUUAGUGACAUCACUAAUGUUAGUGUUGAUGAUCUGGAUGAUGACUCCACUCUGGCUGCACUUGGGAUUGACUCAAUGUUGGCCAUGACUCUGCAGAACAAAAUUUUCCAAGAGACCACUGUGAAUGUACCUUUGGUAAAAAUACUGGACCCCAACACUACAGUUGCAGGUUUGGUAAAAACUGUACAAAAAAAAGGUUAA